UCCAAAAACUAGAAUACAAAACCAAACAGAAACACCCCAUAUAUCACUCAAUUAUUCCACACAGCCACACCUACCUUUUUUUUUCCUCUCCACAAUCCCAAAGCCCAAACCAAAUAAAUCCCCAGAUCCCACUCCCACUCCCACUCCCACUCCCACACCACUCUACCCAACCAAAACUUUAAGUCCAAGUGCCAGCAGCAAAAAGCCUUUCCCACAGCCAAAAACCAUGGUACCCGUACGGGUUCUACUCAUGGUGUUGGUGUUGUUGAACCUCCUAACUAGUAUCACCGCCACAACUAACUCGAACUCCACCCCCACCACUUCCUCAUCAAGCCAUGCAAACGCAAUAUCCUACCCUGAUUUUCAACACCUUAAUAUAAAAGAAACCAUAGCCGAGACUAAAAUCAAGCCUAUAAUAAAUUCCCAAAACCACCAACCCCUUGAUACCCACGAUGAUGAUGAUGAUGAUACCAAGUCCAAGAGUACCGAGAAAAAGUCAUGGAAGCUGAAGCUAGUUCAUAGAGAUGGGAUAUCCAAAGACAACUCCCACGAGCAUUAUAGCCACCGCUUUCGUCAGCGCAUGAAACGCGACAGUAGAAGGGUCACUAGCCUUAUACGCCGCCUAAGUGUCGGCGGAGUGAGUCAUAAGGUGGAGGAUUUUGGGUCAGAGGUGGUUUCUGGAAUGGAACAAGGAAGUGGAGAAUAUUUCAUAAGGAUAGGGGUUGGUAGCCCUCCAAGGAGUCAGUAUGUGGUUAUUGAUUCGGGUAGUGAUAUUGUAUGGGUCCAAUGUCAACCUUGUAACCAGUGCUACCACCAAUCCGACCCGGUAUUUGACCCGGCUGAUUCAGCCUCCUAUACUGGAGUGUCUUGUAACUCUGCUGUUUGUGACCGAGUGGAGAACCGGGGGUGUCAUGCCGGUCGAUGUCGGUACGAGGUCGCAUAUGGUGACGGGUCGUACACCAAGGGCACGCUUGCACUCGAAACGCUGACGUUUGGGCAAACCGCAAUUCGAAACGUCGCCAUAGGAUGCGGCCACAUCAACAAAGGCAUGUUUGUUGGAGCAGCUGGGUUAUUGGGUCUUGGAAGUGGGUCCAUGUCAUUUGUGGGUCAGCUUGGCGGUCAGGCUGGUGGUGCAUUUAGUUACUGUUUGGUGAGUCGGGGCACUGGGUCAUCGGGGUCACUAGAAUUCGGGCGUGGAGCAAUGCCUGUGGGUGCUGCAUGGGUCCCCUUGAUUCGAAACCCACAAGCCCCAAGUUUUUACUACGUUGGGCUAGCGGGUCUUGGAGUCGGAGGCAUGCAAAUACCUGUUUCUGAAGAUGUUUUUCGUCUAACUGAUAUGGGUAAAGGAGGUGUGGUUAUGGAUACGGGCACGGCCGUAACUAGGUUCCCGACAUUGGCUUAUGAAGCGUUUCGAGAUGCUUUUAUCUCGCAAACCUCAAACCUCCCUCGAGCCUCUGGAGUAUCCAUCUUUGACACUUGUUAUAACUUACUUGGGUUUGUAUCGGUUCGGGUACCAACGGUGUCAUUUUAUUUCUCGGAUGGGCCAAUCCUAACCCUUCCAGCAAGGAAUUUUCUUAUUCCGGUGGAUGAUGCGGGAACUUUCUGUUUUGCAUUUGCUCCGUCCCCUUCUUCUGGACCUUCUAUUAUUGGGAACAUUCAACAAGAGGGGAUCCAGAUUUCCUUUGAUGGGGCUAAUGGAUUUGUGGGAUUUGGCCCAAACGUGUGCUAAGUGAAGACUAUAUGAAUUUUGCUAGUCAAAGUUAUAUUCGUAUUAGAAGUAUGUAUAGAAGAAUCAUUUAAGGCAUUAAUAUUAAUAAUGUAAUGUGGGUUUUGUAGAAUGUAAUUAUAGAAUGUGAUUUCCUUUUCA
Messenger RNA from Quercus lobata, 1867 nucleotides. Its product is annotated as Eukaryotic aspartyl protease family protein. Gene Ontology annotation, molecular function: aspartic-type endopeptidase activity. The record is from RefSeq and is a predicted model, not a curated record. The coding region runs from base 227 to 1729 and encodes 500 amino acids. The transcript has a single exon. Gene Ontology annotation, biological process: proteolysis. NCBI's taxonomy places the organism in Eukaryota, Viridiplantae, Streptophyta, Magnoliopsida, Fagales, Fagaceae.